AUGGCUAGUCCGCCAGUUCUAGCUUUCGAUGCCGAGGGCCGUCCAGUGAAGUUCGAAACCUGGCUCGAUGACCUGCACCUGUUCCUACAGCUCACUGCCAAGGAAGAUAUCUCACUGUACGACCAUGCCCUAGGCCAUGCCACUGCCCCUGACUCGUCUGCUGACAGCACUCUGCGUUCCCAGUGGCAGACCCGUGAUGCGCACGCUCGCUUUGCUAUUCGCAACUCCCUGCCGCUAGACGAGCGCGAGCACUUCGGCCAGUGCAAGACUGCUAAGGACCUCUACACCGCUGUAGUUGCCCGCUACUCCUCACCCGCUUCUGCCACGCUAGGCCGCCUCACUCUCCCCUACCUGUUCCCCGACCUAGCCUCCUUUCACACUGUCGCAGACCUCAUCACCCACCUUAAGACUAGUGAGGCCCGCUUUCGCGCUGCUAUGCCUGCCGAGUUUCUCACUAGCAACCCCCCCCCGCUCUGGAUCACUCUCUACCACAUCGUCACCCGCCUCCCUGACUCUCUGCGCGCAGUCAGGGACCACUUCCUCUCUCGCUCCCCCACUGAGCUCACUGUUGCCCUCCUCGAGAAGGAACUGCUUGCAGCUGAGGCGAGCAUCGUCGCUGUAGGCACCUCUCGUGGCGACCCCCGCACCCCGUUCUUUGAGGGGUGUUCCCCUUCCCCCCUCCUCCCCUCUGUCGCCUCUGCUGCUGCUGUCGACCUUCUUGGUGCUGAGAAGGUCGGGACCGCGUCUGCUUCGAGCGGGCGCCGCAGGAACAAGGGGGGCAGGGGUGGGGGUGGUGGCGGAGGAGGUGGGGGUGGAGGCGGUGCGAGUGGAGGCGCGGCUGGGGAGACUAGUGGCGGCAGUGGGGGAGGAGACAGCAGCGGCGGGAGUGGUGGUGGAGGCGGCAGCGGAGGCGGAGGUGGUCGUGGCGGCGGCAGGGGUGGAGGUGGCCGGGGCGGCGGCGGUGGGGGUGGUGGUCGUGGAGGCACUGGCGGAGGGCAGAGUCAGCAGCCCGCCCCGACACUUCAGGCCGCCCGUGAGUGGUAUGCGCAGCGUAGCGUUACCUGCACGUACGUCAUUCGCACAGGUGACCGCAGCGGCCAGCAGUGUGGGAGGCCGCACCCCACGCAGCGCUGCUUCGCGCGCCUUAACGACGCGUGGCGCACUCAGUUUCCUGCUGCCACUGAGCUGCCGCGCUGGGCUGAUCUGGAAAAGAGGGGUGUUGAUAUUUGGGCUUUAGACUUUGAUGCUAUUCUCACUGCCAUGUAUGCGAUGUCUAUUAGUGGAGAGGGUGCUCAGUACUUGCGUGUUCCACCCGACCCGGGCAUUCAGGCCAGUCCGGCUGCCGCUCUAGGUGCUAGUGCGUCUGCUCCCACAGGUCCUGGUGAGGCCGCUGCCCUAGGUGCUCGUGCGUCCGUGCCCCCUGGUACUGAGUCGACUGCAGCACUGCACACCUUCACACUGGACUCAGGUGCUUCUCGCUCCUUCUUUCGUGACCGCACUGUCCUUGAGCCACUCGCUCGGCCAGUUGCUGUCUCCCUUGCUGACCCCUCUGGGGGUCCGGUCAUUGCGACCUCCUCCACUGUCCUUCCUUGUCCGGCGGUCCCGUCCGGCACGCUGUCAGGUCUCUACCUCCCCUCGUUCUCUACGAACUUGGUGGCAGGUAGUGCGCUCCAGGACGGAGGUGUUCACCAGUUCACCCCUGCCUACGAGCGCGUGACACACUGCACGUGUGCUCGGACGGGUCGCCACCUGGCUACCUUCACUCGGGAGCCGGGGUCGGACCUUUACACACUGACCACUGAGUCCCCUCAGGUAGCUGCGUCUGCGUCAGGUCAGCUGUCCGCCCCCUGCUCGUGUCGCUCUCUGGCGCAUGAGACUGUCCUUUGGCACCACCGCCUUGGUCACCCGUCUGUGCAGCGCCUUCGGGCCAUGCACAAACGGGACCUUGUUGCUGGUCUUCCCAGGGUGCUCCCUCCCCUUCCCGACUCGCCUGCUCCUCCCUGUAUUCCCUGUGUCGAGGGACGGCAGCGCGCCGCUCCUCACUCCUCCUCCUUUCCCCCGACGACUGCUCCCUUGCAGACGCUCCACAUGGACGUGUGGGGCCCAGCCCGCGUCCGUGGUCAGGGUCAGGAGAGGUACUUCCUGAUUGUUGUUGACGACUUCUCGCGCUACACCACGGUCUUCCCCUUGCGCGCCAAGGGUGACGUCCCUGAUGUCUUGAUCCCUUGGAUCCGCAGAUCUCGUCUCCAGCUCCGUGAGCGUUUCCGCUCCGACUUCCCUGUCCUGCGUCUGCACUCUGAUAGAGGUGGGGAGUUCUCCUCUGGCCUAUUGGAGGCCUUCUGUCAGCAGGAGGGCAUUGAGCAGUCGUACACGCUUCCGGCCUCUCCACAGCAGAAUGGGGUUGCUGAGCGUCGCAUUGGUCUGGUCAUGGAGGUCGCUCGUACCUCCUUGAGCCAUGCGGCUGCCCCCCAUUUUCUGUGGCCGUUUGCAGUCCGAUACGCUGCGCAUCAGCUCAACCUCUGGCCCCGUGUCUCCUUGCCCGAGACUUCUCCGACACUGCGUUGGACGGGAGAGGCUGGCGAUGCGUCGCGUUUUCGGUUCUACCACCCCACCUCGCGUCGUGUCCUGGCCUCUCAGGACGUCACUUUUGACGAGUCCGUCCCCUACUACCGCCUCUUCCCCUACCGCACUGCCCCGCUCCCCCCCCCGCCUCUCUUCCUCGCUCCAGGUGCUGAGGUACCAGACCCCCUCCCCCCUCAGGGUGCCGCUCCCUCAGGUGUGUCCCAGGUAGACCCGGGUGAGCCUGUCGAGGUAGCUGUUGACUCUCGUCCUGCUAGGGGUGCUGAGCCUGGGGGUGCUGCGUCUGGGGGUGCUGAGCCCGGGGGUGCUGCGUCUGGGGGUGCUGAGCCUGGGAGUGCUGAGUCUGGGGGUGCGGAGCCUGGGGGUGCUGAGCCAGGAGGUGCGGAGCCUGGAGGUGCGGAGCCUGGAGGUGCUGAGCCUGGGGGUGCUGAGUCUGGGGGUGCUGAGCCUGUGCGUGCUACACCUGGAGGAGCCCUCUCCUCCCAGCAGCUGCAGGAGAGGUACCUCGAGUACUGCCGCCUCCGGAGAGGUGCUGCUGGAGCUCGUCCCGGUACUUCCCCUCCUACCCAGGAGCUCCCCCCCAUUCAGCAGAUCCGCGAGUGGUACACACGGCGCUGCAGUCUUCGGAGUGGUGCUCCUGGUGCUGCGGACCCUGGGGGUGGCGCUGCUGCUGGUGCUGAGGACCCGGACGUGGGAGCUGCUACUGGUGCUGCGGACCCGCCUGGUGGAGCUGCUGCUGGAGCUGAGGACCUGGGCGGUGGCGCUGCUGCUGGUGCUGAGGACCCGGACGGUGGAGCUGCUGCUGGUGCUGAGGACCCGGACGGUGGAGCUGCUGCUGGUACUGAGGACUCGGACGGUGGAGCUGCUGCUGGAGCUGAGGACCCGAGCGGUGGCGCUGCUGCUGCUACUGAGGACCCGGGCGUUGGAGCUACUACUGGUGCUGAGGACCCGGCCGGUGGAGCUGCUGCUGGUGCUGUGGACCCGGCCGCUGGAGUCUCCUCUGCUUCUGGAGACGCUGCGCGGCCGCGACCGUACUUCGUACCGCUCCUUCAGCAGGUUCUUGGGCAGGCUCCUCCUCCUUGUCCUCCUCCCUCUGUAGAGUGUCCUCUGCCUGUCCAGCCGCAGUCACAGUUCCCGCCUACCUCGCCUCUCCCUGCUCCCUCUCCUUACACUGGUCCCACAGGAGGUCUUACAGAGCGUCGUGAGCCUGAGUCUCGUCCUGCGUCGCCUGUUCGUCCUGCUCGCACUGGUAGUCGUGUCCGUCGUGAGCGUCCUCCUCCUGUCCUAGGCACUCACUACAUGACUCUGCGUCCCUCUACUGCUCCUCAGCGUGUCCCUCUACCGUCUCCUCCUGCGUCUUCUUUGCCUCACGUUCCGGACCCUGAGUCUGACCGGUACCGUGCUGAGCACCCUACUGUCACGCGUCUCCUCGCUACUGUUGUCACUGACCCUACCUUUGAGUCCUCGACUGCGUCUGCUCUGGUCGCUGAGUUGGUUGACUUUGCUGCUGCCUGUCGUCUAGACUACGCUGCUAGCCUUGUUGCUGAGUCUGAGUCUGAGUCUGUCUGUCCUCCGUCCGUCGGGGGUGAGUGUGCUCUUAGCACGGACGUCCUUGAGGACAGACAGGAGGAGUUCCAGUGUCUUGCUGCUGCUUUGCCCCGUCUCGUGUCCUUGCUAGUUGCCCCUGAGGGAGACCCGGAUGCACCAGACAUCCCGACCCCGCGCACUUACGCUGAGGCGAUGGCGGGUCCCUACUCCUCUCAGUGGCAGACAGCCAUGGACGCCGAGAUGGCCUCCUGGAAGUCCACACGCACCUACGUCGACGAGGUUCCCCCUCCUGGGGCGAACAUCGUCAGUGGCAUGUGGAUUUUCAGGGUGAAGCGGCCGCCGGGUUCUCCGCCUGUCUUCAAGGCGCGUUACGUGGCUCGAGGCUUCAGUCAGCGAGAGGGAGUUGAUUUCUUCCAGACCUUCUCCCCCACCCCGAAGAUGACUACUCUUCGGGUGCUGCUGCACAUAGCCGCUCACCGCGACUACGAGCUUCACUCACUUGACUUCAGCACUGCUUUCUUGCAGGGCAGCCUGCACGAGGAGAUCUGGCUGCGCCGCCCACCUGGUUUCACUGGGUCGUUUCCUCCUGGUACCCAGUGGAGGCUUCAGCGGCCGGUCUACGGUCUCCGCCAGGCUCCGCGUGAGUGGCACGACACACUGAGGACUACACUUGCGGCUCUUGGGUUCGCGCCUUCUACAGCUGACCCGUCGCUGUUCCUGCGCACCGACACUUCGCUGCCGCCGUUCUACAUCCUCGUGUACGUCGACGACUUGGUCUUUGCCACUGCUGACACUGCAGGACUCGCCUACGUGAAGUCGGAGCUGCAGAGGAGACACACGUGCACAGACCUGGGUGAGCUGACAAGCUAUCUUGGCUUGCGGAUCACCCGGGACAGAGCACGGCGCACCAUCACCCUGACUCAGUCACACAUGGUGCAGCAGGUUCUCCAGCGCUUCGGCUUCACGUACUCCUCGCCUCAGUCCACUCCUCUGCCUACCGGUCACUCGCUCUCAGCUCUGCCUUCGGAUGAGUCCGUAGAGCCGAGUGGCCCGUAUCCAGAGCUUGUGGGCUGCCUCAUGUACCUGAUGACCUGCACUCGACCUGACCUUGCAUACCCUCUUAGCAUCCUUGCACGCUAUGUCGCUCCUGGCCGUCACAGGAAGGAGCACAUGGAUGCCGCUAAGAGGGUGUUGCGCUACUUGUGCAGUACGUCGGGCAUGGGGCUUGUGCUUGGAGGGCGAGACCGAGUUGUUCUCACAGGGCACUCAGACGCUUCUUGGGCAGACGACCAGGCCACUCAGCGGUCGUCUCAGGGUUACACCUUCAGCCUUGGCUCUGGCUCAGUUUCUUGGCGCUCUACACGCUCUUCUUCUGUUCUCGGCUCCAGUUGCGAGGCUGAGAUCUACGCUACAGCCAUGGCUGCCCAGGAGCUACGCUGGCUGACCUACCUGCUGACCGACCUCGGAGAGCCGCCUCGUUCUCCUCCAGUCCUGUACGUCGACAACAAGGCUGCCAUUGCCUUGUGUGAGGAGCACAGACUGGAGCACAGAACGAAGCACAUCGCCCUGCGGUACUUCCUUGCUCGUGAGCUGCAGCAGCGCGGUCAGCUUUGUAUUCGCUACGUGGCCACUGAGGCCAACACUGCUGAUGUGUUCACCAAGGCGCUUCAGCCUCGUGACCAUCAGCGCCUCUGCACUCUACUAGGCCUUGUGCCUACUGGACCUCACUUACUUACCUCUUGA
Closterium sp. Yama58-4 is the source of this 5871-nucleotide messenger RNA. The record is from the annotation of a GenBank genome assembly. Lineage: Eukaryota; Viridiplantae; Streptophyta; Zygnematophyceae; Desmidiales; Closteriaceae.